This is a messenger RNA of Poeciliopsis prolifica (blackstripe livebearer), 1719 nucleotides long. It is a transcript of the gene amacr, whose product is annotated as alpha-methylacyl-CoA racemase. The transcript has 6 exons. Gene Ontology annotation, molecular function: alpha-methylacyl-CoA racemase activity. The record is from RefSeq and is a predicted model, not a curated record. Gene Ontology annotation, cellular component: mitochondrion. The coding region runs from base 342 to 1490 and encodes 382 amino acids. Gene Ontology annotation, biological process: bile acid metabolic process. NCBI's taxonomy places the organism in Eukaryota, Metazoa, Chordata, Actinopteri, Cyprinodontiformes, Poeciliidae.
GAAUCUCAUCGCCUUUACACCGCAGCGGGACCUGGAAGUUGCGGGACCAGGCGGAGUUACCGUUCCCCGCAUAAGACGGGGUAAACUCCUGCUAAAGAGUCCCUGAGGCGGGAUUUUAUGCUUAAACCACGCAUGUCUAUCUGCAAUUACUGAAUGCCAGCCGCACUGUAGGCUCCACUGUCUGUAGUUUACUUGACUUUGAGCCUAUGAGCCAGCGGCUCCUCUGUUGUUCACUCCGCUGUUCAAACAGCUAAAUUCAGUCUCAAGAUAAAGGAGCCGGUCAUUCUGAGCCGAGUCUCCAGCUGUUUGGUGUUCAGAGCUGACUGAGCAGUCAUAAACCCAUGGCACUGUCGGGAGUGAAAGUCAUCGAGUUGGCAGGUCUGGCCCCUGCACCGUUCUGUGGCAUGAUCCUGGCAGACUUUGGAGCCAAGGUGAUCCGUGUGGACCGCACCAAGGUUUUCUCAACUCUGGACACUCAAGCUCGCGGGAAACAGUCCCUUGCCCUCAACCUGAAAAUGCCACAGGGUGUGGCUUUGCUCAGGCGGCUCUGUGUUCAGUCAGAUGUUGUCCUUGAGCCCUAUCGCAAAGGUGUUAUGGAAAAACUGGGCCUUGGUCCAAGUGAAUUACAUAAAGAAAAUCCUCGUCUGAUCUACGCUCGGUUGACGGGAUAUGGCCAGAGUGGGCGUUACGCUUCUGCAGCUGGACAUGACAUCAACUACCUCGCCAUGUCAGGCCUUUUGUCCCAACUGGGUCGGAGUGGAGAGAAGCCCUACGCGCCUUUGAAUCUGGUUGCAGAUUUUGCCGGUGGUGGUCUUACUUGUGCUCUGGGGAUCGUCUUAGCCCUGCUGGAGCGUACAAAGUCGGGAAAGGGACAGAUCAUUGACGCUAGCAUGGUGGAAGGAGCAGCGUUUACAGGUUCGUUUUUAUGGAAGUCUCGUAAACUUGGUUUGUGGAGUCGCCCUAGGGGAGAAAAUUUGUUGGACAGCGGAGCUCCUUUCUAUGACACAUACAAGACUCUGGAUGGAAAAUACCUGGCUGUGGGCGCCAUAGAAACAGAGUUUUACAACCAGCUGCUUAAAGGCUUAGAAUUAGACGCUGGAGAGUUGCCUCCUCAGAUGAGUUUCAGCGAUUGGCCGGAGCUCAAGCAGCUCUUCACAGAGCGCUUCGCCUCAAAGACCCAGGCGGACUGGUUGAUGAUUUUUGACAGAAUCGAUGCCUGCGUCACACCUGUGUUGUCUUUUGACGAAGUGAGCUCUCACCCUCACAACCAAGAGAGAGGCUCUUUCAUGAAGGACUCCAGCGGGGAGGAGUUCCCCCGGCCAGCUCCGGUUCUGUCUCGGACUCCCGCUGAGCCCUGUCUCGCUUCCGACCCGGCGGUAGGAGAGCACACGGUUGAGGUCCUGCUGGACUACGGCUACACUUCAGCAGAGAUAGACGAGCUGUUAGCGGCUGGCGUUGUGCAGUGUAAUGCUGGCAAGGCGAAGCUGUAGAAGAAAAUAACGAAAGAUAAGAUAACGAAAGAUCUUUGGUGAUCAAGCUGGAAAAAAAGGGGGAAAUUUUAUUUUAGUAAUUUCAGUGAAGAUGAAAAAUUAAUUGUUGAUUAAUUAUUGUGUGUAAAACAUUAACAAAAGGCAAGGAACAAUCUUUUUGUGUUUGAGGCUGAAUCUAGGCUGAACUUUCUGAUUCAAUUGAAAAUAAAUAUGCUAUUCUACAGCAAUA